Molecule: messenger RNA, 1704 nt
Organism: Miscanthus lutarioriparius
Lineage: Eukaryota; Viridiplantae; Streptophyta; Magnoliopsida; Poales; Poaceae
Source: the annotation of a GenBank genome assembly
AUGCGCAUGCAGUCCCUCGUCUUCCUUAUUACGGCAGUGCUCCUGAUCUUGUCGACGGCGACAGCCGACGACGAGGUGAUGACGGAGUUCGUUCCUUUAUACUACACGUGCAGCGAGGAUGGUGGCCGGUACGGAGAAAACAGCACGUACUUGUCUAACCUGAAGGUGCUGGCCGGGUUGCUCUCGGCGAACGCAAGCACAGCCAACUUCGUCUCCGGCACCGCCGGCCAGGCGCCUGACGUGCCUCUACAAGGCUUUCCAAACGCCGUUGACAAGGGCUUCCUCUGCCGGUUCUACAAGGACGUCACCAUCUACUACGACGACUACAUGCUCCGCUUCUCCGGCGACGACGUCCGCCGGAACCUCACUAACAGGCCGGCAUGGGUCGCGUUGAACAUGAACAGCGUGACUCGUGUCGCCGGCAAGAAUUACGGUGAGAAAGUCGAGAAGCUGACCAAGAUGAUCGUGGAGGUGGCCGCAAGUUCGCCGGGCCGCUACGGCACGGGGAAGGCGUGGGUGGGAGGCAACGACGUGAGCACGGCUUACGGGCUGCUGCAGUGCACGCCUGACCUCCAGACGGAUGACUGCCGGGGCUGCCUCGCCGAUCUCGUCUCCAUGAUGCCGGCGCACUUCAGUCACGAAUCCAGUGACUACUACGUUGGCGGGAGGAUUCUUGGCCCCCGGUGUAACCUGCGGUACGAGAAAGAGCUUUUCUUCCAGGAGACCAAUGCCACGCUCCUGAUCGAUGUGCCUAAAAAUCACCUCGGCAAAAUGGAGAUCAUUCUAAUCACCAUUGCAGCUGUUCUCUCUAUCAUAAUUCUUAUAACUCUACUCGGAUGGAUCAUACAAUGGAAAGCAGACACAAAAAUCAGAAAUGAGCUAGAGGAAUGGACAAGACUGGUUGCUGUGGAGAUAGGAACGAUGUUUGCACACUUUACUUUAUCUGAGAUAAGAAGUGCCACUGAUAAUUUCUCAGAAGCAAAGAAACUUGGAGAAGGAGCUUUUGGUCCCGUUUACUGGGGUCAAUUAGCUUCUGGAGUUGUGGCAAUCAAAAGAUUAGCAGCAUAUUCAAGUCAAGGUUUGGAACAGUUCAGAAAUGAAAUUAGAUUCAUAGCAAAGCUUCAACAUUUAAAUCUUGUCAAGCUGAUUGGUUGCUGUAUGCAACAAAAAGAGAAGAUACUUAUCUAUGAGUACAUGCCGAACAAGAGCUUAGAUGACAUUUUCAAAGAUGCUGCGAAGUGGGCAUCGCUGACAUGGCCUCUGCGUCAGAAUAUAAUUGAUGGCAUUGCUCAAGGACUUCUUUACAUACACAACUUUUCACAAUCAGAAACAUGCAUUGUCCACAGAGACUUGAAAGCAAGUAACAUUCUAUUGGACCAUCAAAUGAAUCCAAAGAUUUCUGAUUUUGGGAUAGCGAUGCUUAGCUCAAGCGCGACAGAAUCACAAGAUACUGUACCAAUGGGAACACUGUUAUCAGGCCAAAUGAUCUACUUUUGGAACAGGCUUGGCGACUUUGGGAGGACGGAAACUGCCAACCCAGAGGACAGGCCUGACAUGGUAGAGGUUGUCAGGAUGCUAAGCAUCAAGGGCACCCAGCUGGACAAUCCUAAACGACCUGCUUAUUUCGAUGAACUCAUAGUGGCAACAACAAGCAACCAUACCAGCACUCGGUACCUCACAGCCAUACAUGUCCAUCCAGCUUAA